CUUAAUACUGGUGAAAGCUAGGUGACUAGCUUUCGCUGGUAUUAUUUGUAGCUGAAGCAUAGUACUAGAAACAGACUGAUUUUGUAGACGGUAAUACUUUAUUUCUUAAUUUUGAUAAUUUAAAGAAGAAACAUAACUCUUACAUUAUGGACAGUGAUGAAGAUGGAGACAAUGAAAGAGUUAUUUCUUUAACUCAUUUAUUGUUUGGUAACAUUGAUGAUGAUGGCCAGUUAGAAAAUGAUUUCCUGGAUCCAGAAAGCAUACGCCAUCUGGACCAAUUAAGGCAACUUGGAAUUGGAACGCAAUUGAAGGAAAUAACUGAUGAUGUUGAUUCUUCUGAUUUGGAUCAAAAAGAUUACAAUGAUCAUGAGGAGUGUACUGUGAAAUCUCCAUCGGCUGUAGACUAUUCAGACAUUACAGAGCUUGCAGAUGAAAUUGAUGAAAUGGAUGUGGAUAAAGCAUCAACGCCUUCAGUGUCAAUUAAAAUAAAAGAAGAAAGAAAUGAGAAUGACGAAGAUUUCGAUGAAAAUGAUGUUGAUAUAAAGCCAAGUGACUCCGAUUUGAUGCCACCUCCAGCUUUACCACCUCCGAAAGAUAGUAAUGACAACUAUAUUGAUUCAAAUGUUUCUGUUGGUAUGCAUAUCAAGUCUGAAGCUAACAUUAAAGAGCAAGAAAGUAGUAAUUCUACUUUCCCUAAGACUUCUAGAGUGGAAACUGCUGAAAAGAAACUCGAUACUCCUCUUGCUGCAAUGCUUCCAUCAAAAUAUAAGAAUAUGGAUGUCACGAAAUUGUUUCCUGAAUUCAGACAUGGACAAGUUUUAAGAUUUUCACGUCUUUUUGGACCGGGAAAACCAACCAGUUUACCUCAAAUUUGGAGAGGUGUUAAGAAAAAGAAAAAGAAGAAAACUGUUGAAGAAUCUUCAAAUGUUCAUAAAUUUGCAAAAGGUUUGACUCUAAAUAUCUCAUCAUCGCCUCCUCCUCCUGAGGAAUGUGAAUCUGAUGACGAAAUGAAACUGUUGAAACCUGAAGAAAAAAAUAGACUAGGAACAAAAAAUGAAUCCUACAAAUCAAAUGAGCUAUCUCCAGGUUUUGCUGCUUGGAGAUAUGGACCUUCACAGUUGUGGUAUGACAUGCUGAAUGUGCCCGAAAGUGGCGAAGGAUUUGAUUAUGGAUUUCGAUUGAAAGAGUCAUCUGAUUCAGAAGAAGGAGUGUCUAAAAGUGAUGCAGUUUUUGAUGAGUUACCUGAUGAUGCCUUCUUUAUGGUGACUCAACAUAAUUGGGAAGAUGAUAUUAUUUGGAAUGGUGAAGAAGUAAAAACUAAGGUGCUUGCUAAACUCAAUAAUCGAAAUAAUGCAGCUGGUUGGGUUCCAUCUAGCCAUAACCGUACAGCAUCAGCAUUUAGUGAGCAGGAAUGUGAAUACAAUGAAGAUAAAGAUGAAACAUGGUGGUCAAUUUUUCCUGUUGAAAAUGAAGAUCUAAUUCAUGGAAAUUGGGAAGAUGAUGUUAUAUGGAAUAGUGAGGCUAUGACAAAAAUUCCUGAACCAAAGGUUUUGACUCUUGAUCCAAAUGAUGAAAACAUAAUUUUGGGCAUACCAGAUGACCCAGACCCUAAUUCAAUAGCAUCAAAUGAGCCGGUGAAGGAAAAGAAGGAUAUGGUUAGAAAAUCUCGCAUUCUUUUGGGAAAGGCAGGUGUCAUAUCUGAACCUGAACCUCCGAGUCCACCUCCUCCACAGAGCAAAGAAAAGGACCAAUUUAAUAUUUCUAAUGAUGAAUACUAUAAUCCGAAAAUGACUCAAGAUACUGCUUUGAAACCUAAUGUUGGUGGCAAUCUUAUUCAGCAUUCAAUACCUGCAAUUGAGUUACUCCCACCUUUCUUUCCAACUCACAUGGGUCCUUUAAAACUGAAGCAUUUCCACCGACCGCCUCUCAAACGCUUUUCACAUGGCCCUCUUGCUCAACCUGGAUUUCAUGGCGUCAUUCCUCUGCUGAAGCAUAUCAAGAGAAAAGCAAAGCUUCGUGAGCAGGAAAGAGAAGCUUCAGGCGGAGGUGAAAUGUUUUUUAUGAGAACUCCAGAUGAUUUAACUGGAAGGGAUGGUGAAUUAAUUUUAGCUGAAUAUGCAGAAGAGCAUCCACCUCUCAUCAUGCAAGUUGGCAUGGCUACAAAGAUACGGAACUACUACAAAAGAAAACCAGGAAAGGAUACUGGAGCCCCUGAAUAUAAAUAUGGGGAAACUGCUUAUUCUCAUACGUCCCCAUUUCUUGGAUCUUUGGCCCCAGGUCAGAGCCUUCAGGCAUUUGAAAAUAAUCUUUUUCGAUCACCCAUAUACCAGCAUGAGUUGCCGGAUACUGAUUUUAUUAUUAUUCGGACUAGACAGCAUUAUUACAUCAGAGAAGUUGAAACUAUUUUUACUGUUGGACAACAACUGCCAUUAUUUGAAGUUCCUGGACCAAAUUCAAAGAAAGCAAAUAAUUUCAUUCGUGAUUUCUUACAAGUGUUUAUUUAUAGACUAUUUUGGAACAGCAAAGAUAAUCCACGUCGAAUAAAAAUGGAGGAUAUCAAGAAGGCCUUUCCUUCACAUUCAGAAAGUAGCAUUCGGAAACGUUUAAAGCUUUGUGCAGAUUUCAAGCGAACAGGCAUUGAUUCGAACUGGUGGGUUCUGAAAAAUGAAUUUCGACUUCCUACUGAAGAUGAAAUCAGAGCUAUGGUAUCCCCAGAGCAGUGCUGCGCUUAUUAUGGAAUGCUUGCUGCUGAAGAAAGAUUGAAAGAAGCUGGCUAUGGUAAGAAAUCAUUAUUUGCACCAGAAGAUGAAAAUGAUGAAGAAAUGGAGAUGAAAAUGGAUGAUGAAGUCAAAGCUGCUCCUUGGAAUACGACCAGAGCUUUUAUAUCUGCUAUGAAAGGAAAAUGUUUACUCCAACUUACUGGUGUUGCUGAUCCCACUGGUUGUGGAGAAGGGUUUUCAUAUGUUCGAGUUCCCAACAAACCUCAGCAAUCUAAAGAAGAAUGUAGCAGUCAAACUCCUGCAAAGAAAACUGUUACUGGAACCGACGCUGAUCUACGACGUCUUUCCUUGAGUAACGCUAAGCAACUGUUACGGAAAUUUAAUGUUCCUGAAGAAGAGAUAAAAAAGCUAUCCCGUUGGGAGGUAAUAGAUGUCGUACGUACUUUAUCAACUGAGCAAGCCAAAGCUGGAGAAGAAGCUAUGAGUAAAUUUGCUCGUGGAAAUCGGUUUAGCAUAGCAGAACAUCAGGAGCGUUACAAAGAAGACUGUCAACGAAUCUUCGAUUUACAAAAUAGAGUUUUGGCUUCAAACGAAGUAUUGUCAACUGAUGAAGACUCUAGUUCUGACGAUGAUUCAGACAUUGAAGAAAUGGGAAAAAACAUUGAAAAUAUGCUGUCCAGUAAAAAAACUAGUUCUCAGUUAUCUCAUGAAAGGGAAGAAGCUGAGAGACGAGAAUUGCAGAAAUUGAUUUUAGGAGAAGAUAGUGUAAAUGACGAUAGGCGUAAAAGAGACAAAGAUAAAUCAAAAAUUGAUAAAGAAGAUGACAGUGCAUCCUUAGGAAGUACAGGAUCUAAUUCUAAUGGCAGAAUACUGAAAAUUUAUCGAACUUUCAAGAACCCUGAUGGUAAAGAAUUUGUUCGAAUUGAAACUGUACGAAAGCCUGCUGUAAUUGACACUUACGUUCGAAUUCGAACCACUAAAGAUCCGGCAUUCAUAAAGCAGUUUGCUUCUACUUUGGAUGAACAUCAAAAAGAAGAAAUACGCAAAGAAAGAAGAAGAAUUCAGGAACAGCUAAGAAGGUUGAAACGUAAUGCAGAAAAAGAAAAACAAGUGCCACCGAAAAAGAAACCAAAGAAAGAACCCCCUCUGCUAAAACUGAAAUGUGGAGCUUGUGGAGCAAUUGGUCAUAUGCGAACAAAUAAAACAUGUCCUCUUUAUCAACCAGCUGCACCCAUUCCACCUGUUCAAGUAGCUAUGACAGAAGAAGAAGAGGAAGAACAAGAAAGAGCUGGGUUAGAGGACGAUAACCUUGUAAAAGUGGAUGAAACAAAAGUUGUUUUAUCGAAGCAGUUGGUGAAACAUGCAGAUGAAAUUCGAAGAAAAUCUCUUGUUCUUAAAUUUCCCAAAGAAGCAGUGGCUUUGAAGAAAAGGCGACGAGCUGGAACAGUGAUGCACUGUGAUUACCUGAAGAAGCCUCACAAGCUUGUGAAUCGUCAAAGGACUGAUCCAGUUGUUGCAUUGUCAAUAAUAUUGGAAAGUGUAUUGAAUGAAAUGCGUGACCUACCUGACACUCAGCCAUUUUGGUUUCCGGUUAGUGCUAAAAAUGUGCCAGAUUACCAUCGUAUUGUUCAUAGAGCUAUGGACCUUCAGACAAUGAGGGAAAAACUUCACCAAAGAAAAUAUCGUAGUAGGGAAGAGUUUCUACAAGAUGUGAAUCAAAUAGUAGAUAACAGUAGCAUUUACAAUGGAGCAAAGAGCCCUCUUACUCAAACAGCUCAUAAAAUGCUUGAGCAUUGUUUAAGAAGAUUUGCUGACAAAGAGGAGAAAUUAAUGCGACUAGAGAAAGCUAUUAACCCCCUUUUAGAUGACAACGACCAAGUUGCCUUCUCUUUCAUACUUGAAUCCAUUGUAACCCAAGAUUUAAAGUCAAUUCCAGAAUCUUGGCCAUUUCAUAAGCCCGUGAGCAAGAAGUUCGUCAAGGAAUAUUACAGUGUAAUUAAAAAUCCAAUAGAUCUGGAUGCAAUACUAAAAAAUAUUAAAGCUCAUAAAUAUAGCAACCGAGAAGAUUUUCAAGCGGAUGUGGAACUUUUACUUACAAAUAGCCUCACUUUCAAUGGGCCCGAUAGCCAAUUCACAAAAAAAGCUAAAGAAAUAAUUGAAGCUUGUGAAACUUCAUUAAAGAAAUACGAUGAACAGCUCACACUUUUAGAAAAUGCUAUUAAGGCAUCACAGGAAGCUGCUUUAGAUGCUAUUGAAACAGAUUCUGCUAUGACUGGAAAUUCUUGUCUUCAGGAAGAUGGAUACAUGGAAAGUGAAGCUGGAGAAAAAUAUGACAACCAGUAUAGAGGGAAAGGAAAAGAUAAUGAAGACAUGGAAUUUGUAGAUGUGGAAGGAGAAGAUGAUGACGAAUAUGAUGAUGAGGAAGACGAAUCCGUUCUUCUUGAUCAUAAUUUAUUAGUUAAAUCAGAAAAUUCGUAUAAUGAUAAAUUGCAGUAUGAUAGCGAUAAUGAAAUACAACAGUUAACCUCUUUGGGUUCAGAUAGUGCUGAGAUGGUACAAUUUGAUUUAGCAUUAUGUGCUGAUCAAGAGAAUUCUGAAAUUAUUGAUGAAAAUUAUGAUCCAUCUGAGUUUCUUUUACAAGGCAGGUAUGGUUUUCAGCAAUCAAAAGAUGACGGUGCAGAAGAUAACGUCAGCAAUGAUUUAGUUGUCAGCGAUUCAGACGAAGAAUCAAAUCGAACAUCUGGUCAGUUAGAGCAAGAAAAUGAAGAAUUAUGGUUUUAGUUUGUAUCUCUAUAUUUGUGUAUUUUAAUCUUUUUUUAAAAAAAUAAGAUUGAAGAAAACGUCCCGUUUCCCUUGUAUUGAAGUGAUAAGUAAGUGCUAUAUUUUUUGGUAUUUGAAUCAAUUACCAUUUUUCAAAUUUGUGUGUAUAUGUAUAGGGUUUCCGGGUAUGUUUUGCUUAUAAGUAAUAUUUUUUUCGGCUCAGUAUGUAUUUGAAGAAAGAUCAUCGAGGAUGCGUCAUGAUAUUAAUUCAUAAUUUCACUUGCUGGUAUGUGACCUCAUGCAUAAACUAAAUUUGAUUGCAUGAUAUUAAAAUGAAUCAUAAGUUGCACAUGCAGGGAUUUUUCAUUGUAUUUUUGAAUCAUUAGUUCGUCCAUGGAACAUAUUUUUAAAAUCAUAUGAUUAGUAUUUCAAUAGCUUUCCAGAAUAUAAUAUUGUGAUACUUAGAAAUGAUUUUAAUAAUUUAGCUAGUUAAAUAUACGCUUAAUUACGAGAUUACUGUGGUGAGAAAAUGAAAGUUUUCCAUACUUUUAUAAAAACAAAUUAUUUAAGAUAUCGAGGAAUUAAUUAUUCUUUAUAAAAAAUUUUCGAUAGUUUUAAAAGGCUGGUAAAUAAAUUCGGUACUGUUCAGAUAUAAAAUAAGAAUUUACCAUAAAUUAAUAUGCUUUAAUCAUUGUCCUUUUCCUUUUUUUUUUCAAACAUUUUAUUUCAACUUUACUAAAUAAUAUUUAAUAUCUAGAUAAUGUUUAUUCAUCUGAUCAUUAUUUUUCAAUUCAGAAUGCCGUCUCUGACGAAUUGAUAUAUAAAUUUCUUUUUGUAUUUUGUGAAAAAUUAAUUGUUGGACGAAUUUUAGUGCAUCUCUACAAACAGUUUUUUAACUUUUAUAUAUUUUACUUUUAGGGUUUAAUUUU
Molecule: messenger RNA, 6409 nt
Organism: Argiope bruennichi
Lineage: Eukaryota; Metazoa; Arthropoda; Arachnida; Araneae; Araneidae
Gene: Taf1
Product: transcription initiation factor TFIID subunit 1-like
Exons: 35
Coding region: 147-5501 (1784 amino acids)
Biological process (GO): RNA polymerase II preinitiation complex assembly; transcription by RNA polymerase II
Cellular component (GO): transcription factor TFIID complex
Molecular function (GO): histone acetyltransferase activity; TBP-class protein binding; RNA polymerase II general transcription initiation factor binding
Source: RefSeq, a predicted model, not a curated record